AUGUCGGGAGAAGAGGCGAAAAAGAGUGAAGCUGAUGAAUUGAGCGAAUUAUUGGAUUCAACGUUGAAAAAUUUCGAUGAGACAAAAGUGUGAGUUUUUUUCGGGGAAAAUUUGAAUAUAAUGGAAAUUUUUAUUUAAAUUUCUAUAAUGGGGCUAUUCAGCAAAAAAAAUAUGUUUUCUCAACGGGAGAAAAGCGAAGCACACCCGUUCAAGCAACGCAAUGAGUGUUUUCUACUGUAAAACGAAACAAAAAACUGUGCAAACACUUUUGUCUAAUUCUCUCUGUUCGCCGUUAUAUUUCGCACUACAGUAUUAAAGGAGCAUGAUAAAUUUCAUGCGUUGGGUCUUGUCGCGAUUGCUAACUUUCUUCGCAGGACCUUAAAAAUUUUGAAAUGCGUAGUCUCACACAGAUCUCGAUGCGCUGAUUCUAAUGGUAUAUUUAGUUUUGCCACUUGGUUAGCUAAUUCCUUUGCAAAUUGUGGCGCAGUGUGAAUAAAAGAAAUUUCUAAUUUUUUCAUUGUUUGAACGGGUGUGGAAGAAAACCUACUCAAGUCGGUUGAGAAAACAUAAAAAUCAAACACUUGAAACACACAAAUUGCGACGAGACCCAACGAAAAACAACAUGUUCCUUUAGGAUACUGUAGAAAAUCGCAACGGGACCAAUUUACAGUAAUGCAAAAGGUCAAAGGAACAUGUUGUUUUUCGUUGGGUCUCGUCGCAAUUUGUGUGUUUCAAGUGUUUGAUUUUUAUGUUUUCUCAACCGACUUGAAUAGGUUUUCUUCGCUUUUCUCCCGUUGAGAAAACAUAUUUUUUUUUUUCGCUGGAUAGCCCCAUAAAAAACAUGAAAAAUCUCGAAAUUUUAUUAAAUAAUUCCUAAAAAUGAACUAUCCUCGGGUAGGAUGCAAAUGUUUGUGGGUUGUUUUUCUGUCAAGAAUCUCAUUUUUUUUAAAUUCAAAAUUUCCAGGGUCCCAAAAUCAACAGAUGAUGAACUCGAUGAAUUAAUGGAUUUACAAGACCAAAAAGCGGCUCAAAAAGCAGCUGGAGAUUUUCAAAAAAUGCUCGAACAAAUGGUGCAAGUUCAAGAAGAAGCCAUGAAAAGAGCUGCUGAAAAUCCAGGAGGAGAAGCUGGAAAUUUGAAUUUAGGAGAAGGAUUAGAAGGUUUGGAUCCAAAUGAUCCAGAAUCGAAAGCAAUGAUGGAUGCAAUUAAACAAUUAAUGGAAUGUUCAUCGACUGUUGCAAAUGCAAAUUCAGCUGAAGAAUUUAUGGCUGGAUUAGAAAUGUUGAGAUCUCCUGAAUCACCAAUGGAACCUUUUAUGAGUAUGAUUAUGCAGGUAAAUAUUUGAAGGGAAAAUUGAGAGAUUGAGGGUUUUGGGAGAGUGAAACUAUGAAUUUUAUGGGAAAAAUUGUUCAUAGAUUGAGUUUAAAAAUUGAAAAAAAACUGUAACUUUGCAGACUCUGGCAUCAAAAGAAGUAAUGUAUCCGCCACUCAAAGAAAUUUUCGAUAAUUAUCCAAAAUAUUUAGAAGAAAAUAGUAAGGAUUUGGAUGAAGAAACAUUGACAAGGUAUAAUAAACAAUUUGAGGUAAGUCGAUAAUUGUUUUCGCUAAUAUUCAAAUAUUCAAUUAUUCUACAGGUCCUCGGUAAAAUUUGCACAGAAUUCGAAAAUCAGCCCGAAUUCCCAACACCCAGUGAACCCGAAAAUGCAGCAAUAACUCCAGAUUCGGCUGAAAAUUCUGAAAAUCCGGGAAAUGCUGUAGAUUUGGCUGCUGGCGAACAUUUUGAGAAAUUGGGAAAAUUAUUGGUGGAAUUACAAACUUAUGGAUAUCCGCCAAAAGAAUUGGUUGGAAAUUUGCCGGAUGGUAAGGGAUUUUUGGGAGAAUUUGAUGAAAUUGAGAAUUGAUGAUAAGAUUUGUGAUUAAAAAUUAUUCCAGUUCUCAUUUUUUUUCUCUUUCAGGUUGGGCAAUUGAUGAAUCCGGUUUGCCAAAAGUGAAUGAUGCGGCAGCCGCAGCAGAUGCAUGCACAAUUAUGUGA
Molecule: messenger RNA, 2030 nt
Organism: Caenorhabditis angaria
Lineage: Eukaryota; Metazoa; Nematoda; Chromadorea; Rhabditida; Rhabditidae
Source: the annotation of a GenBank genome assembly